Tarenaya hassleriana is the source of this 2729-nucleotide messenger RNA. Its product is annotated as transcription initiation factor TFIID subunit 12b-like. The transcript has 9 exons. NCBI's taxonomy places the organism in Eukaryota, Viridiplantae, Streptophyta, Magnoliopsida, Brassicales, Cleomaceae. Bases 322 to 2337 code for a protein of 671 amino acids. Gene Ontology annotation, molecular function: protein heterodimerization activity; DNA binding; TBP-class protein binding. The record is from RefSeq and is a predicted model, not a curated record. Gene Ontology annotation, cellular component: SLIK (SAGA-like) complex; SAGA complex; transcription factor TFIID complex. Gene Ontology annotation, biological process: RNA polymerase II preinitiation complex assembly; DNA-templated transcription initiation.
GGGAAGUGAUGUCGUCAGAAUCAGAAUCCAAUGAGAGAGUCCGCAUCGUUUCACCAGAUUUUCCAUCCCAUUCCGUUAGAUCUGCUGACGUGUACGGCUCAGAUUCUUCCUCUCUCUCUCUCGUUCGUUCUCUUCUUCAGUAUAUCUCGCUCCUGAAAAAGGGACAUUCUUUUCCUCGCUCUGUAAAUUUUCUGGGAAACAUUUAACGAUUCCGGCAAGAAAAAUCGUCAAGAAACAACAAGAAAUUCUCCGAAUCCACUGGUGGAAACCACCGCUUCAUCUUCGUUGUCACCGAAACCUCUCUUUCGAUUCCCUAAUCUCAUGGAACCCUCCUCUUCGUCGUCUGCACCUCCUCCACCGAUUGCCGCGGGGGCGACGCCUCAGGGCAUAAUUCAGAAAGGUGGCGGUAAUUCGCAACCGUCUCCGAGCCCUACGCCGCCGCCCCCGAACGCAGCCGCGGGACCACAGAUCUCGUCGCCGUCCCCUCUGUCUCACCCAUCUCCGUCGCUGGAUCCGCAAACGCCGAGCCAGCAAAUAGUUCAAGUAACUCAGCAGAAUCAGCAACUGCCUCAGCAGCAGCAACAACAACAGAUUCUGCAGCAAAUCUCUUCGUCUUCCCUUCCUCAAUUAACGCAACAGCAGCAGCAGCAACAACACAUGGGUCAGCAACAAAUUCCCAUGUCGAACUACCAAAUCGCUCAAUCUCUCCAGCGAUCCCCUUCCGUAUCUCGCCUGAAUCAAAUUCAACAACAGCAGUUACAGCAGCAAGGUCAAUACGGUAAUGUAUUGAGGCAACAAGCUGGGUUGUACGGCCAGAUGAACUUUGGUGGGUCGGCUUCAAUUCAGCAGAAUCAGCAAACUUUGCAGCAGAAUCAGCAGACGGGUAAUCCAAACUUGUCUCGUGCGGCUUUGGUUGGGCAAAGUGGCCAGUUGCCGAUGCUCAACGGUGCAGGUGGAGCAUCUCAGUUGAAUAUACAGUCCCAAUUAUUGGCAGCUUCGCCGAAGCAGAAAUCUGGCCUGGUUCAAGGUUCACAAUUUCACCCAGGAACUUCUGGGCAGCAGUUACCGGGGAUGCAAGCGAUGGGAAUGAUGGGUUCACUGAAUUUGAGUUCGCAAAUGAGAGGCAAUGCAGCCCUUUAUGCUCAACAGCGGAUCAACCCCGGGCAGAUGAGACAGCAGUUGUCACAGCAAAAUUCUCUCAAUUCACCUCAGGUCCAAAACCUUCCGAGAACAUCUUCCCUUGCAUUCAUGAAUCCCCAGUUAUCUGGUCUGGCUCAGAAUGGACAGGCUGGUGUGAUGCAGAGCUCCUUGGCUCAGCAGCAAUGGCUGCAGCAAAUGUCAGGAAUGGCCAAUUCACCAUCAUUCCGACUCCAACAGAAUCAGAGGCAGGCUAUGCUCUUGCAGCAGCAACAACUGCCAUCUUCUCAGUUUCACCAAGCUUCUAUGCCCUUGAAUCAACAGCAGUUAUCACAGUUGAUACAGCAGCAGCAGCAGCAGCAACAACCACCACAAAUAGGACAGCCUCAGAUGAGUCAACCUCAGCCACAACAGCAGCAGCAGCAGCAGCAGCAACAACAACAACAACAACAAUCACAACAACAGCAGCAACAGCAACAACUACAACAAAUGCAGCAGCAGCCACAGCAUCAGAAGCAACCGCAUAAGCAAAUGCAGCAACAGCAUCACCUACUCCAAAUCAAUCAACAUCAACAACAACAACCAUCUCCGAGGGUGUCAGGUCCUGCAGGUCAGAAAUCUGUCAGUUUGACUGGUUCACAACCGGAUGCUACCGCAUCAGGUACAACAACACCGGGUGGUAGUUCAAGCCAGGGAACAGAAGCAACAAACCAGUUGCUUGGCAAAAGAAAGAUACAAGAUCUAGUAUCCCAGGUGGAUAUACAUGGGAAAUUAGAUCCUGAUGUCGAAGACCUGCUUUUGGAGAUAGCAGAUGACUUCAUUGAUUCGGUCACUACUUUUGCUUGUAGCUUGGCUAAGCACCGUAAAUCUUCAACUUUGGAGCCCAGGGAUGUACUGCUACACCUAGAGAAAAAUUUGCACUUGACGGUUCCGGGAUUCUCAAGUGAAGACAGACACCGAAAGAAAACUGUUGUACCUAGCGAUCUUCACAAGAAGCGACUUGAAAUGGUGCGCACUUUGUUGGAGUCGUCAAAGCCAGAGACAAAUAAUGCAAGUAAUCCAAGGGAAACUAUUAGACAGGGGAUGGUGAACCCAAUGGGUCCAGGCCCCAGCCAUGUCUUAAGACCAUCACCAAGUUCAGAACAGUUGGUUCAGCAAUCUCCAGGACCUCAUAUGCUGCAACAAAUGACACGUUACUAACCAUCCCAUGAAUCUAAGCGAACUUCUCUGUAGUAUAAAGCUGGGCUUGUGUUAAUUUUGCUAGCUGCUCUGCUCGGUGCGAUGUUCAUCUUCUUGGAGUUAAAAGACAAUGCCUUCCUAAAGAGAAGUGGAAGCACAUAUCAUUGAUGUUUUGGAGAGAGGAGAGGAAUGGGGAGAAGCUCCAAUUUGUAUCAUAAUAUUUUGAUGAUUCUUAUAUAGGAAACCAACGGUACUUAUUCACCCGCCCGCUUCACCCACAGCAAGUGUUAGACUUGUCCAGUUUUUUAGUUUCUUUUUCUUUUGGUGGUUAGUUUCUGUAAUAUUGUAAUUUUGCUCAUCACGUCUUGUGUGCGAACAGAUUUAUCAGUAAAUCGAAUCUUGAUGAACGAUGA